Molecule: messenger RNA, 1263 nt
Organism: Populus nigra (black poplar)
Lineage: Eukaryota; Viridiplantae; Streptophyta; Magnoliopsida; Malpighiales; Salicaceae
Product: jasmonate-induced oxygenase 2-like
Exons: 3
Coding region: 66-1154 (362 amino acids)
Source: RefSeq, a predicted model, not a curated record
CAAUAUCUCCUACAUACAUCAUUCAAAUUCCCAUCUUUAUCUCCUUCUUUCCCACUUGAAAACAAAUGAUGAAAAGUUUACGGAGAUGGCCUGAACCAGUGACUCGAGUCCAAUCUUUAGCAGCAAGUGGUAUACGGGCAAUCCCAGAGCGUUAUAUUAAGUCGCCAUCCCAGAGACCAUUACUAAACAACGACGCUCAGGAGGUCAAUGUUCCUGUUAUUGAUUUCCAAAACUUAUUCUCCAGUGACCGAGGCCUCUGCGAGGAAGCCCUCCGCUGCGUUCACAAUGCCUGCCGUGAAUGGGGGUUCUUUCAAGUAGUGAACCAUGGUGUGAACCAUGAACUCAUGAAGAGGACUUGUGAGGUUUGGCAUGAAUUCUUUAACCUGCCAUUAGAAGUGAAGCAGGAGUAUGCUAACACUCCUGCAACGUACGAGGGGUAUGGUAGCCGGGUGGGAGUGGAGAAGGGGGCAAGCCUUGAUUGGAGUGAUUAUUUCUUCCUUCAUUUUAUGCCUCUUUCACUCAUAAACAAAAACAAAUGGCCUGCAAUCCCAGCUUCUUGCAGGGAAUUGGUAGCUGAGUAUGGCAGUGAAGUGGUUAGACUUUGUGGAAAGUUGAUGAAGGUAUUCUCCAUGAACCUUGGCCUGGAAGAGGACUCCCUCCUAAACGCUUUUGGUGGAGAAGAGAACGUUGGGGCAUGCCUGAGGGCUAAUUACUACCCCAAGUGUCCCCAGCCAGACCUUACACUAGGUCUCUCACCACACUCUGACCCUGGUGGAAUCACCAUUCUCCUGCCUUAUGAAAAUGUGGCUGGCCUACAAGUCCGCAGGAAGGGCAGUUGGCUCACUGUUAAGCCGAUCCCAAAUGCCUUCAUUAUCAACAUAGGGGAUCAAAUCCAGGUACUCAGCAAUGCCAUCUAUCAGAGUGUGGAGCACAGGGUAAUUGUGAAUUCUAAUAAAGAUAGGGUCUCUCUCGCCCUUUUCUAUAACCCCAAGAGCGACCUGCUCCUUGAACCAUGCAAGGAACUGCUCACCAAGGACCGGCCAGCUCUCUACAAACCGAUGACAUAUGAUGAAUACAGACUUACCAUUAGGACAAAGGGUCCUUGUGGCAAGAAACAAGUAGAAUCUUUAAAAUCUCCAGGGCAAUGUAAUUAAUGUUGACUGCUGAUGAGUUAAUUAGUCCCUGUCCAAUGUUCAGCAUGGAUACAAUAUUAUAUAUGACAAAAUUCACAUAUGAUGGAUUUCCUUUUCCAGAUGUUUUAAG